UGCAAUCCUCACAAAUAAGCUACAGACAGUCUCCCCACCGAAAAAAAAUGGAAGGAAGUCGGUUCCUUGCAGCUUUGGCAGUAUCAUCAGUCUUGGCUUUGGUUUUCUCAAUGGCCUCUGCCUAUGAUCCUAGCCCUCUCCAGGACUUCUGUGUGGCAAUGAAUGACCCUAAGAAUGCUGUGUUUGUCAACGGGAAGUUCUGCAAGAACCCAAACCUCACUGUAGCUGAUGAUUUCUCUUUCUCUGGACUCAAUAUUCCUGGAAAUACUGAAAAUCGAGUUGGAUCAAAUGUCACCCUCUUGAACGUUGAUAGAAUACCAGGACUUAAUACUCUUGGUAUUUCUCUUGCUCGGUUAGACUUUGCACCCAAUGGCGGCUUAAAUCCUCCUCACAUUCACCCUCGCGCUACAGAAAUCCUAGUAGUCGUUGAAGGCACCCUUUAUGUUGGCUUCGUAACAUCCAAUCCUAAUCGCCUUAUUACUAAAGUGUUGUAUCCAGGAGAUGUCUUUGUGUUUCCGAUCGGUCUCAUUCACUUCCAGUUCAAUGUUGGAAAGACGAAUGCAGUCGCCUUUGCUGGUCUAAGCAGCCAAAAUCCUGGAGUUAUCACUAUAGCAAAUGCAGUGUUUGGUUCUAACCCAUCCAUAAAUUCUGAUGUUCUAGUUAAAGCCUUUCAAUUGGAUAAGAAUGUUGUCAACUAUCUUCAGAAGUUGUUCUGAGAUAGCAACCAUGCAUAAAUCAACCAUGCAUGCAUAAAACUUUCCAAUUAUAAUGAUCUGUUUACAUUACAUGCUCUGUAUUGCCAUGAGUAAGUAUUUAAUUAAAUAAAGAAUUAUUCUAAUUUUCGUUA
This is a messenger RNA of Manihot esculenta (cassava), 847 nucleotides long. Its product is annotated as germin-like protein subfamily 1 member 7. Gene Ontology annotation, molecular function: manganese ion binding. The transcript has 2 exons. Bases 48 to 716 code for a protein of 222 amino acids. Lineage: Eukaryota; Viridiplantae; Streptophyta; Magnoliopsida; Malpighiales; Euphorbiaceae. Gene Ontology annotation, cellular component: cell wall. The record is from RefSeq and is a predicted model, not a curated record.